GUACAGUAUCACAGGUCAGGAAAAAUAACUUGAUACAGACAACAAGAACACUAGAUCUGCUUUUAUCUUUUGUUGUUGAUUUCUCCCAAGUGAUUGGAUGAGAUGGGAAAGACCAGGAAAUGGCUAAGAAACUUGUUGAUGUCCCAGAAGAAACACGAGGAAAAAGAGAUGAGACAAUGUGGAGAGAAUGAUCAGAUUUCUUCAACUGCCUCUGAAACGCCAACCCCAAAAGAGAAACGUAGAUGGAGUUUCCGUAGGCCUUCAAAUUCCAAGCAACUCAAUUCCGCAGAAACCAACGUGACGGUCUCACCGACAUUACCAGUACCACCAGGUGCCACAGAUGCUGAUCAAAAUUUGCAGAACAGCCACUUGGCUAUUAUCAUCACUUCCAGCAUCACAGCUGUGAGUACUGAAGAUGCUGCUGCCAUUAAAAUUCAAUCUGCUUUUCGGUCUUACUUGGCAAGAAAAGCAUUGGGUGCUCUGAGAGGAAUAGUGAAGUUGCAGGCAUUAGUAAGGGGAGAGUUGGUGAGAAAAUGGGCUUCGGCUACUCUUAGACGCAUGGAAGCUUUAUUGACAGCACAAGCCAAAGCUUGUGCUCUGAGGAUCCGAAUGGCAUCAGAAGCGAAGUCUAAUCAGAGACAUUCCACUUACCACAGAAAAGCACCAGGCAACUUGAUAAGGCAUGUGUAUGACUUUGAUGAAAUUGACAUGGAAUUGGAAGAGAACAUCAAAAUUGUGAAGGUGGAUGCUUAUGGAUCAAAAGACAGCGGCAGAAGCAGAAAUAACACCAUAAAUUACACUCAGCACAAUGGUUCUGAGCAGAGUUUCUCAGCACAUUAUCCCACAUAUGGUUCAUACUCAAAAGAAGAAGACCACAAGGCAUCUCCAGCCCCAUCAGCACAGAGCAGCCGUGCAUCAAAACCUGAUGAUAAAAAGCUUCUUUUUACUUCCCCAGUGACCUCCUCUCACAACUCAUCAGUCCCAAAUUAUAUGGCCAACACAGAAUCAUCAAGGGCCAAAUUCAGAUCAAAUAGUGCGCCCAGGCAAAGACCAGACUCCUUUGAGAGGCAAUUAAGCAGGCCCAGAGCUUCAAUGGAAACAAGAAAUACUGGUCACAGACCAGUCAUGCAGAUGAGAAGGUCGUCUUCACAUGUAGGUGCUGUUGCUCAAAACUACCAAUACCUAAGCUCAAUCAAACUUGACAGAUCCGCUGCUUCACUGAUAGAAAGUGUGUGUGGUUCUACCAGCACGGUUCUCACAAAUAUUCAGUACUGCAAAUCUCUUGUUUCAUAUAAUCCUCAUGAAGAUAGGUACUACUGACAAUGCUCUACGGCAACAACAAAGUGUUACUGCAUUUUAUUGGUAGACUUGAACUGUAUUUUUACAAAUCCAUGGCAAUU
This is a messenger RNA of Prosopis cineraria, 1400 nucleotides long. RefSeq names its product protein IQ-DOMAIN 19-like. The coding region runs from base 103 to 1320 and encodes 405 amino acids. Gene Ontology annotation, molecular function: protein binding. The record is from RefSeq and is a predicted model, not a curated record. The transcript is spliced from 4 exons. NCBI's taxonomy places the organism in Eukaryota, Viridiplantae, Streptophyta, Magnoliopsida, Fabales, Fabaceae.